AUGCCCCCGCCCCCAAAUGGGAAUGCCUCCCAGUCCGAUGCCGCCGGGAGACCCAAGGAUCGGACUCGCCGGGCAUGCGAGCGCUGUCGCCAGAUGAAAAUCAAGUGUGACGGGGCCACCACCUGCAAUCACUGUCGCACUUCUUUCAAUGAGUGUGUGUAUCCGGAGCCACGUCGCAAACGCAAAGCUUCCCCACAUUUCGAUCGUCUGCAGGAGUUGGAGAAGAGGGUCAAGGCGAUGGAGGAAUCCUAUCAAACCAUUUCGGCCACCAAAGAUUCGUCCCAGUCCCCCAACUCGGCGACGCAACAUCCUCCCCCGUCAACCGCCGGCGCCAAUGAUGUCGGAUCCGACCCGACAGAUCCCCGGCCUCAGCUCCGGUCAAGCCAAGGAGAGGCCCGCUUUGGUUUCUCAUCUGCCGACCGUGCUUUCAUCGAGCGUCUCAAAGCAGAGCUGGGAGACUGGCCCGGCGCGGAUUUCGACAGCCGGCUACGCAUUCGAGAGAAACCGGGGGUGAAAUUGUUCCAGUCAGCCACUCCGGCGCCGCGGGUCGUCUGCUUACCCCCCCGUGAGCGAGCGGAGCACUUAAUCAACAUUGCGCUGGACGCAAGCGUGCUCUAUCAUGUCGUGCACCGACCCACGUUUGACUCGGCCUUCGAACUACUCUACAGCCUGGAUCGGAGCGACUAUGGGGAAGGGGAAAUGCGCCAUAUCCCGCUCGUUUACGCUCUCAUGGCGUUGGGCUGUCUUUUUGAGAAGAUCGGCGAGGGUCCAUCGGAAAGCGGGGACGACAUGACCGCAGAGAGAACGAAAUAUUUCGCGACAUGCCGUGAUCUGGUGGAUCUGCACGACUGCAAUGACAUCGUUACCUUACAAGCAAUAUUCUACAUGAAUUUAUUUAUCUUAAGCACGGAGAGGCUAUCACCGUGCUAUACAUGUCUGUCGCACGCAUUUUCUCUCGCCGUUCGCAUGAACCUGCAGCUGCCGAAUUCACGAGACAAUCUGAUCGUCGCGGAGAUAAAACGACGGCUGUUCUGGUCUCUGCGACAAUUACUGAUGGUUGUAGCCUCGAUGUGCGGCUAUCCGCGGCCGAUCAACAGCAAUGAAGUCGACAUCGAGCAGCCGCUAGAUCUGGAUGAUAACGACCUCAAAUCGACCAGGAUAUCACAGUCCCUACAAGACCCUGCGCUGAUUCGGAUUCGCGAGCUUUAUCCGUCGGGAGGCGUCCGGCGGAAAACCAACAGCGGAUCCAUGAGCCACCUGGUGAGCAACGAAAUUGUUACGCAGCUCGAAGAGGAGCUGCAGAAAUGGUCCACAUCGCUCCCGCUGGGGUAUAAACGGGGAACGAGUCGAUACGCACCCCACUUGGAGAAGGCGAAAUACGAGCUAUGGAUGACUUAUGCCCACGUCCAAAUUCUUCUAUAUCGACCAUUCCUGCACUAUUUCGUCGACAGCACCGAGGGGAACGGUCAUGCAGAACAUGGAUUCCACAAAUACGCCUCAGCGUGUGUUGACGCCAGCCGCAAUCUCAUCCAUUUGACGGAGGAUAUGCACCGGGAUGGUCUCCUGUACGGAGCACACUGGAGGAUUGCGUACAUGGUCUGCACAGCAGGUCUAUCGCUGAUAUACGUGGUCGUGGGCUCGAAGAACCCAGAUACCGCGAGGAAUCUCAAGAUGGAUUUGAACACAGCAAAGAGAAUGCUGAUGUGCCUCACCCCUUACAGCUCCCAUUCCCGUCGCCUGCAUGUGGCAUUAACGGUACUGACAGCUACGUUCACGAAAUCGGAUCACGGCUCGCAGUCUCAAAGUCCGAAUGACACCGCAGAGGCAGCUCCAGAUAAACCUCAUGAGCCGUAUACCGGGCCAACAACAAGACAGGCCUAUGGUGCAUCCCCUCAGGGAAAUCAAAAAUAUAAUGGUCCGGGAGCGGGUGAGGUGGUUGCUCCCAGUCCAGAGUUAUUCACGCGCGGCGUGGAGACGCAUCCCUCCCAGCCUAAUCGGGUCGAGGCAUACGGCAUGAUUCCUGCAUCACAGCCGCCGUUAUCUCAUUUAGAUUCCACCCCGGUGCCGUCAGGCUAUGUGGUUCCCCCGCUCCAACCAGGUGCACCAGGCACGACCAUGCCAACUCCGGCGCCCGAAAACACCACUCCCCAAUCAGCUGAGCGAGUCAUGGAGGCGCUGGCCGGGGCCGCUGCCACUUAUGGACCGGAGCCAGGACUCGGAGAUCAGACGUACUACUUAGAAGCGCGACCCUUUAAUUUGCAGCGACCUACGGAAGGCGAGGAAUACCUGUUCGGGAGAGAGUUUGGGGAGUUUGACGGGAUGACGGGGGAUUUACUCAGCUUCGACUAUCUGUUUUAG
Molecule: messenger RNA, 2358 nt
Organism: Aspergillus niger
Lineage: Eukaryota; Fungi; Ascomycota; Eurotiomycetes; Eurotiales; Aspergillaceae
Exons: 6
Coding region: 1-2358 (785 amino acids)
Biological process (GO): positive regulation of transcription by RNA polymerase II; DNA-templated transcription
Cellular component (GO): nucleus
Molecular function (GO): DNA-binding transcription factor activity, RNA polymerase II-specific; zinc ion binding; sequence-specific DNA binding
Source: RefSeq, a predicted model, not a curated record